Molecule: messenger RNA, 2991 nt
Organism: Rhipicephalus microplus (southern cattle tick)
Lineage: Eukaryota; Metazoa; Arthropoda; Arachnida; Ixodida; Ixodidae
Gene: CNPYb
Product: FGF signaling regulator protein canopy b
Source: RefSeq, a predicted model, not a curated record
AACUAGAGCAGUUCGGCGAUGCGCUGAAGGCGCUUGUUUGGCUACCUUACCUGUUAUAUUCUACCACCGUGGCUUGUGGGUGUCUGCUGUUGCAGUUGUUGUUGCCCGUUUAUGUGAUCGCCGGAUGCCGGCAGACAGGACAGACUCCUAAUGCUCCUAGCUUGUAACCAGAACAACCAGAGUGCCACGUGCUUGAAACAGUCAAUGCGCGCGCUGUGUGUCGCGGUGGUGUUCCUUGGCGCUACUACUCUGAGCGCUCAAGCAGCAGCUGAUGAAAGCGUCGAGGAGGCCCUUUAUGGCGUCAAGUACGCGUCCAGGUGCGAAGCGUGUAAGUACCUCGCCGUGGAGCUGGAAGCACGCCUCGGAGAGACCGGCAAAACGCACGACGUCAUCGAGACCGGAUACUCGCUGGACGGAAAGCGUAAGCGCAAGAAGUACGCCGUUUCAGAACUGCGCUUGGUAGAGUCCCUAGACGGCGUGUGCGACCGGCUGCUCGAGUACAACAUCCACAAGGAACGUAAGGACAGCACGCGCUUCGCCAAGGGGACGAGCACCACGUUCAGGACGCUACACGGCCUGGUGGCGAAGGGAGUCAAGGUUGAUUUGGGGAUCCCCUACGAGCUUUGGGAUAGCCCGUCGGCCGAGGUGACGCAGCUCAAGAGCCAGUGCGAGGCCUUGCUCGAACAGUACGAAGCCGACAUCGAGCGGUGGUACUUCGGCAGCCAGGAGGAACCCCUCGCCACUUAUCUCUGCCGCCAUCGGGUGCUGCGCAAAGGGGACGCCGACUGCUUGGACGACUCCGGGCGAGCGAAGACCGAGCUGUGACCAGUAUCUACUUACCACGAAUGACGGAAAAGCUUAUCAAAAAACGCCAGAAAGGGGAAGAUGGGAGCUUGCGAUGAGAAAAUGUGCAAGCAGGGGCUCGAGCCGACGUUUUGACUUCACUUUUUUAAGGCUAUAACUUGAACAAAGCUCGGGCGGAUUUUUUCGUAGAAAGCUUACCGGUUAGUUGGCAAAAAUGCAUCACAGGUGUUGCAUCUAUCAACUAAAGAAAGUGCACUAAGGUGGAAAAGAAAGGAGUCGUUCAACAUAUCAAUUGUGCAGUUACCUCAUAAUGGCUAAUUGUUUGCAGUUAUCUUUUACGUAGAGCAUCACAUGUGCCGUAUUGAGAGUUGACGCCACCAUAAGUGCACAUGCACUGUUGUGUGUCUACUUCUGUGCCGCUCAUUUGACUGAGAGUCGGCGUUUGUGUUGUCUCUUCUCUUGUGUGUGUGUGUGAUUAAGCAUGCCAUCUUGUGCACUGAGGGCUCCACUCUGCGAGAAAAAUUUUCCUGUGCUGCUCCAAGAGAAAUGCCACUCAAAAUUGUGGUUUUGCUUUGUAACUGCUCCGAACCUGCUCCAUAAUGGCAUUGAAAAAAUGAAGCUGAGCAACUUUAACGGUGUGACCAACUUACAAGCCCUGAAAAGAAUGUGUAUGUGAUGAUCCUAGCAUGUUAAUUUGCAUGUUAACAUGCAACUAUGUUGGCUUUUACUUAUGCAACAAAAGCUGACAAAUCAAGCUUUCAGAUCAUUUAGCUAUUUUCAAUUUUACAUGCAGGCUAUUUCAGUGACAUGUAAAAAUGACCGAGAUUGUAUAGUAAAUAUAGAGCUCAUACCAAGGGCAUUCGAUGACCAAUCUAAUUGUUCGAUUCUUCCAAUUUACAUUGUUUGCACGCUGUGAAACAUCUUUGAUAAUAAAUAUUAAUAUUUAUGCGACACUUCAGUGAUGCUUUAAAUUCUAGGAGUUGUAUGGCAUAUAAAACACCAAUAGCUAAUCAAGACUAGCAUUUUUGCUGCUAUAAAAACACUCAUGGCUGCUUCAAAGUGGUGCUUUUUCUGCUCCAUAGUGUAAAAAGUUGCUUGCAUCACUGCAGUGCACACUAGGGAGUUUUUGAGUAGCGGACCCUGUUAUUUUGGAACCCCCAAAAAACUUUGUUGAGGCCAAUGCAAAUGUGCGAGACCCAAACAAUGUUGGGGUUUUACGUUGGGCGCGUUAAUUCUAGAUUUUAGCGAGAGCCUGGAUGCCUGCCCCAAAAGCUUUGCGUCAAACAAACAUGAAUAGGAGGAGUGUCCAAAGUGCCACAAACCCUAUUAGAGAACUCUUGGCUCCUACUUUACUCAAAGUGAGUGCACGCUAAGGGCUUUGGGGUCCCAAUUCAAAAACUUUGUUAGUGCCUCGAUUUAUUAUAGUUCACACCCUGCUAAGGAACAAAACAUCACUCCUAAAAGUGCAUGAUUGCACUUACAUUACAGCUGCCAUAUUGGAGGACCAGCAUUAACGAAAAGUUACAUUUUUUAUGGUCAAGCGUGCUGCAAGUUCUUGCGCAUAUGUCAUCAGCGUCUCGGUCACAUUGAAACAAGUUGUUUGUGAAGCUGAGCAUGAUAUGUUGAAAUCAGCUCACAGCAACCAUGUUGGAGCAGCAGGACGUAGGAUGUCAUGUACAAAGCGUGUAAAUCUCGCCAUUGGUUAUACUAGCUUGCCUCAAAGGAGUGCUGAUACGAAAUUUUUAAAUUUUCAUGUUGUCACGAAAAUUUAGUAUUGUGGUGGCUGGGAAACCAUUGAAUAAACUUUCGUUAUCGGUACCCCCAAAAACUACACUUUCGGUUUUACAAUUGAGGGUGCGGCUUCUCAGUGGCGUUUCCUAGCAGUGUGACGUCUCUGAGAAAUGGCAACUGGCGACGUGCCAGCAGCAGCUCUGUCAUCUGCUCAUGGGGAACUUAAACGAUGAUGAGUAAGUUGUCCAGUGAGCCUGACAAUGAUGCUUCAUGCAGCACACGGACUUUAAAAACUGUGUUGACUUGUCGGGAUAAUGUGCAUUGCUGUGGUGCCGGCUUGCAGAUGCUCGGCAAAAAUAACUAUAAUCAAAGUAAAAUACGUCAUACUGACUACAGUAUGUAGAGUGCGCUGGCACUGCAUACAAAGCAAAUAAAAAAUGUUUCAGAAUCUUGUCA